Molecule: messenger RNA, 680 nt
Organism: Vigna umbellata (rice bean)
Lineage: Eukaryota; Viridiplantae; Streptophyta; Magnoliopsida; Fabales; Fabaceae
Source: RefSeq, a predicted model, not a curated record
GCUACAAUGCUCUUCUGUGAAAACAUUUCCAAAACCUAUGGCUUCUGUUUUCAUAUCUGACUGUGUCAACAAAACACGUCUUCCCCAUAGACCAACCUAUCUGAACCUCUACAAGUGGCCAGAAUCUGAUAUAGAAUUUGUGAAAACUAUGAGAAAUUCUACAUCAAUCAGAGAUAAAGCAGUAUCACUGAAUUGUAACGCGAGUGUAGUUUCUGAUGUGCAAGCAAAAGAAGUUGAUAGCUUCUCGUGCAGGCAGAUGUACCUAAGAAGCUACAAAUUCUCAAAGAAGAAAGUUGGUGUGACUGAGAAGACAUUGAAGUGUUUGAAUAGACUGAAGGAAGGUGUGAAUUGUGUGAGUAAUAAACUGAAAUUGAAGGGUAAGAAUAAGGUUCUAGGGAGAGCCAGAGAUGUUACUUAUGCUGCUUUCUCAAUCUUUCAAACCUUUCUACCCUGCUAUGCUAAGGUUGAUGUUCUUCAUGAUUUCUAAUUCAUCUUCUCCAAUUUAUCAUCAUAUGCUUCUUUUCCUUUUCAUCUUCUUCUGCUUUAAACUAUGUUCUUCUGUGUGCUUUUUUCUGCUUUUUUUUUCCUGUAUUUUUUGUAAGGCAAAGAUAACGAAGUGCUGUAUAAAAACUUGAAGCAGAAUUGCAGCAGUGUUUUGCUAAUUUCUUUCUGCUGCAGAU